Kockovaella imperatae is the source of this 3422-nucleotide messenger RNA. RefSeq lists its product as hypothetical. Gene Ontology annotation, molecular function: protein serine/threonine kinase activity; ATP binding. Bases 105 to 3248 code for a protein of 1047 amino acids. Gene Ontology annotation, biological process: intracellular signal transduction; peptidyl-serine phosphorylation. Lineage: Eukaryota; Fungi; Basidiomycota; Tremellomycetes; Tremellales; Cuniculitremaceae. The record is from RefSeq and is a predicted model, not a curated record. The transcript has 10 exons.
UCAACAACAACAAACACACCUCACAGCCAAUGACUUGAGAUCACAAAGCAAGGUAUACCCAUCAGUGCAUAACAGCAAGUAUAAGGGGUCCCCUCCUUUUCAUCAUGGCUGCUGCAACGCUUCACCCUUCUCCCGUUCCUACUCCUUCUGCGACCUCGACCUCACCCCCUGCGUCUCCUUUUCCUGCUUUCCCUCGCUUACCAUCCGGUCAAUCUAUCUCGCGGAAUGCAUCCAGUUCUUCUUCACGUUCAACAGCGUCCAGUAGCUCGUCACUUGUCGCUGCACCUAUCCGUCCUCCACCUAUCGAGACGCGAACAGCAGCGACUCCGGGAACCAACAUUCAAGGAAUCUCCAGGCCGGGCAGUGCAGACCCAGAACAUUCUUCAUCACCUACAACAGGCAAGUAUACGUCUCCUAGACUAGGAGCAGGGAGAGGCAUCUACCGAAACGGUCCAAGAUCAAGACAACAGCAACAACCAGAGGCUCCAAUGAUCGCUACAUCGCCUCUAGCGGGACCCUUUCAUCGUGACAGACCAAAUACGGCACCUACUCCCGGAAUGUCACCCAGUACACCCAAGACCAGCCGAUGGAGGACCGUAGAGACCGAACGAGGCUCACCAUCUCCAUCGCCAGGUCCUAUCCGAGUGACGGUUUCACUUGAUAAUACAGAAUCUGGACCUUCCUCACCUAUGCCCCAGUAUCCUCGCGGGAGAGCUGGUAUGCGAUCGAUACCUUCUUCACCAGUCGGUUUCAAGGAGGAUGGACCAAGAGGCAAGGCGAGGACGCUGAGCGCAGAUCGAGAUAUCUCGCGGGACAGGGAAAGGAGACAAAGUCAAGCUUCUGCAGCUUCGUCUUCCACAUCAGGAGGAGGGGGCUACAGGAAGCCUUCGUUACGAGAUUUCGUUUUGGGCGAGGAGCUGGGCAGGGGCAGUUACAGCACGGUUUACGCUGCCACGCCCGCAUCCACCACACACUCUCCCGGGACACCACGCGGUGCACCUAGAGAAUACGCCAUCAAGAUCAUCAACCAGGCCCACUUGAUCGCGGAGAAAAAGGUUAAAUACGCCAUGAUUGAGCGCGAUGCUCUCAUACGAUUGGCACAACCUUCCAGCUUGCCUCACGCUGGUUCCUCCCGCGGACACCGGCGUGGCAUGUCUGGAUCAAGCAACACUGGGUUCGUCAAGCGCAAGUCGAACAAUUCAAUGGCCGGACCCAAACGAGAGACUACGCCUACAACUCCUGGUCAACCCAAAUUAUCCAUUUCGACGGAGCCCGCCAGCGUAGGGUCUAUCGGUUCCAAUUCAUCCAUCUCGCCCACCAUCAAGAGCUCUGCAUUUGCUGGAAGACGGCCGAGUCGUUCUGCUGAACCACCUGAAAUGGUUCCUGAGAGAUCAGAGGAGAAUAUCCUUGAUUCUCCAGUGGAAGACCUAAGAUCGACAGCCCCGUCUCCAGUGAGGGAGGAGGGGGAUGUGUCUUUGCGAAGAUACACCAAUGAGACUGUCAGGCCUGCUGGCACAGGGAACGACGAUACGCCUGGACCGUCGACGACGCUACAAACGCCCGAUGCAGCUAGCUUUGGGAACAAGACAAGACGACGCCGUCAGAGUCUGGCGCUGAGCGAAAGAUCAACCAAGUCAGGUCGUGGAGGCCACGCUCACCCUGGUAUCAUCCGUCUCCACUCGACGUUCAACGACAUGAUGAGUCUGUAUUUUGUCCUUGAUCUCGCGAAGAACGGUGAAAUGUUAGGAUACAUCCGAAAGUAUGGUUCUCUGGAUCUCGAGUCUGCAAGAUACUAUGCAGCGCUGUUGAUCGACACGAUUGAAUUCAUGCACGACCGAGGUGUCAUUCAUCGGGAUCUGAAACCCGAAAAUAUUCUUCUGGACGCUGAGAUGCGGACCAAAAUCACCGAUUUUGGCAGCGCAAAGAUCGUCACUGAUAAUGAUGAGGCCGAGGACAACGAAAGCAAGAAGAGGUCUUUUGUAGGCUCAGCAGAUUUUGUCAGUCCUGAAGUCCUUAGAAAUGAUCCGGCUGUCGCUGCGUCAGAUAUCUGGGCUUUUGGCUGUAUCCUCUAUCAGCUUUUGGUCGGCAGACCACCUUUUCGAGGCGCCACGGAUUACUUGACAUUUCAGAAGAUUCUCAAGCGGGAAAUGGAGAUGCCUGAAGACAUUGAUGAGGAAGCGAAGAGCCUUCUUUAUCUCAUUUUGAACCUCGACCCAAACGCUCGACCCACUCCAGGCGACAUCAAAGCUCACCCGUUUUUCGCCGAUCUUGACUUUUCAAAUAUCUGGAACAUUCCCGUGGUCACCAUGCACACUGGUAUCACCCGACCGGUCAUUCCGAGCUCCAACCCCACAGAAUCUGACAUUUGGGCUGUGUUUGAUGAGGGAUCAGAUGGCGAAUUUGACGAAGACGAGAAUGACGAUACGAUUCCACAAGCUGGAAAUUCAGCCAUGCUAGGCAGGCAGCUGUCAACCGCAUCGAAGAACCGAUCAUCCACCCGAUUCGACCAUCGAGCAGCCGCCAAAGCAGUUCAGUCGGUCGACGAUCCUUCGACUGUCAAUCGAUCAUCGAGAUUGAGUGCAGGUAGCUUUGAGCCUCCUCGAUUCUCCUGGGCGGAUGCACCCUGGCGAAGAAAGCACAGAGGUCUGUCGACGGGAAGCAGGAGUGCCCGCACGAGCUCGAGCUCGAGUGCGAAUCGGACUGCGUUAUCGGGUCUUCUUGAGACGAUGGGCAUUGGCUCAUCGAACACGGGAUCAGGAUCUCCGGGGACGAUCACCGGGUCAGAUAGGCCGGCAGCAGUGUCGAUCGUGACGCCUCAGGACUAUGGUGGAGCAACUCGGUCGUAUUCGAUCGCUGGACAGGGCAACACGCUCGAACAGAGGGAGCCUCCUUGGGCCUCGCUUCUUCUGCCGAGGGAGAAGGUGGUCUUCUCGUCUAUCGUCAGCGCUCGACCAGUCGCCAGUGCGUCUACAAGCCUCAUCCCAUCGUUCUUCCUCAAGGCGUCCAAGGAUGAGCAGAUGAGCGUCUCAGGACCAAAGAUCAAGUUCGAAGUCGUCUUCGACCGCGCUGGCAAUGACGAUCCGGCAUCGCCUUCAGGUCAAGAGCCUCCUGUAACAUUUGCAGACGUCAAUGAGAAGGGCUCGAGAGGCUUCAUUGUAGCUUCCAGCGGCGAGAACGUCCAGUACGUUGUUGAUUCAGUUGAAUUGAGGAAUCAAUGGCUCCAGGCCAUCAGAAGCUCGAGAGGAUAGGGGCAGGAUACACUACAUGCUUGACAUUGGUAGUAAGAGGGCGACCGACCGUUAUUUGCAUUUGUAAACUUGCACGGCGCCAUAGCAGGUAAUACGGUGAUGACCUGGUUGAUGUAAUGAAAACGCAUUCGGUUCCAUGAUAGAUGCUUUGGAAAAACACCGUCCGAAAGGCAG